CCCUUCCCUCAUGUGAUUCCAUCCUCGGAUUUGUCUGAACCAACCAUAUUCCUCCAUCUAAUCAUGCCCCCCACGCCCUUCUAUCAUUUCUCUCAACCACCCAUACACCUUCUUUUCAUCAUUCUCUCACCUCUUCACAACCCGCCUCUCUCUCUCUCUCUCACACACACAUACACACAUGGGUGAUCCUAAAAUUUGCAGGACAUUACAUGAGGACCCAUCUCCAAAGAUCCAAGUCGUUUCGAAGGCGACAUCGGAGAAGCUCUUGGGUAAAUUCUCGGAUCUAUCAGAGUAUGGGUUCGACUAUGAGGAGAGUAGGUUAUGGUCCCCUUUGGUCCCAAGGGGUGCCUUCUUCUUCAACUCCCCCAACCACAUCUCGACCGACCGAGAGAUGUUUGCACGGCUGAAAGCCCAUGAAAAUGCAUCAUCUCCCUCCAAGAAGAAGAAGUACAAGGAACGAUUCCAUGUAUUUUGGUGCCAAUGUGCCAUUAAAUUGUAGUUGGCUUUGCAGAGAAUACAUUGUCUAUCAGUCAUUUCGAAGAGACAGUAGUGCUCCUCUUGAUUUUGAUGUAUAAAGGUUGUACCUCUUGCAAAUGAUGGUGAUUGAGUUGUAAGGAGUGAUGUCCAAUUUUGGAUUAAUUUUUGGGUUCCCAUUUGAU
Amborella trichopoda is the source of this 659-nucleotide messenger RNA. Lineage: Eukaryota; Viridiplantae; Streptophyta; Magnoliopsida; Amborellales; Amborellaceae. The record is from RefSeq and is a predicted model, not a curated record.